This is a messenger RNA of Guillardia theta CCMP2712, 1170 nucleotides long. RefSeq lists its product as hypothetical. The record is from RefSeq and is a predicted model, not a curated record. Lineage: Eukaryota; Cryptophyceae; Pyrenomonadales; Geminigeraceae. Gene Ontology annotation, biological process: L-threonine catabolic process. The transcript is spliced from 11 exons. Gene Ontology annotation, molecular function: threonine deaminase activity. The coding region runs from base 1 to 1170 and encodes 389 amino acids.
AUGCCACUUCCUCCACGAUCGCGACGUGGGGGCGGAAUCUCUGCAAAUAGUAAUCAGGAAGGCAUUGCCUACGAUUGGUUCCUGAAACAAGCACUUCUAUCUCAAGUCUACGAUCUCGUGAAAGAAACUCCGAUUCAAUACCUGCCAGUGAUGUCAAACGAGUUGAACAAUCAGAUUUUUGCGAAACGGGAGGAGAUGCAGACUGGAUUCUCUUUCUGUACCCGAGGUGCCCAUCAUCUCCUCCUGAAUCUGACCCUGAAGACAAGGCCAACUGGUAUUGUGGUUGCGAGCGCAGGCAACUACGGGAAUGGAGUUGGACUUAGUGCAAAGUAUCUAGGGAUUGACUGCGUGAAUGUGGUUCCAGAGAAUUCAAAUGCUGUGAAGAUACGAAAUCUCAAGAGGAACAGCGACGUUAUUGCUUUCGGCAGCAACCUUGCAAAGAUGAACGGAUAUACGUUUGUGUCCCUUGACGAUCCAUUGAUGAUCGCAGGCCAUGCUACAAUAGCAGUAGAGAUUCUCCGCCAAUCCAAACAAAACUUUGAUUACAUCUUCGUCCCAAUAGGGACUGGAAACUUAGCAAGAGCAAUUGGAACAUACUUGAAACGGUUGAAGCCCAUGACCAAAAUCAUUGGGGUGGCAAUGCAGAACUCAGAUCUUCAAUCUGUAUUUGCUUGUGAUCAUACCUCUCUAUUGAACAUGUUGGAUGAUGUUGUUUAUGUGGACUCUACGGAGGUUAAAAAUUCAAUCCUUGAUUACUAUGAGGACACCAGGACUGUCCUUGAACCAUAUGGCGCAUUAUCUAUUGCAGCGGCAAGGAAAUGGCUUUGGAGGGAGCAAGUAGUGAACAGCCGCGUGCUACUGCUGACAACGGGCUCGAACGUUGACUUGCAAGACGCCUCGACUUCGCAACUCGAUAACCCCGGGCGAUGGGAUGAAGAGAAGGUGGACGAAGUAGCGUCAGGUGCAAUCUCCCAUGGGAUCAUGCCUUCAAGUUUCGUCCGAUUCGUUCCCAAGCAAAGCAAAUCUUGCAAGUAUGGGUUACGGAUCGUGCAGCCGCAGAUCAUUCAUUCCACCCCCAGCAAGUUUACUGUCGGACUAGGAGUCAGUCAAAUUUCUCGAUGGGACGCUGCUGAUCAUUUCGCAAACCUCGUGUAUGAGGGGAGAUCCUAA